AUCAUUAAUCAACUAUCUUUUCGUUGGUCGGCGCAAGCCUCGCUCGCUCCUGCAAAUUUCAUGGCGGCCAUUACCCGCCUUGCGAAGCGCGUGUCCUCCGUCUCUGCCAUCGCCACGAGAUGCUUGACCUCCUGCGAAGUCAAUUCUCACGCACCGCCGCACGACGCCGCGCCCUUCCGCCUGGUUGCGCCGCGCGAAGAUCUGAACAACAGGCGCGUCCAGUGGGUCUUCUUGGGCUGUCCCGGCGUCGGAAAAGGAACCUACGCCAGUCGCCUCUCUAACCUUCUCGGCGUCCCUCACAUCGCCACCGGCGAUCUCGUUCGCGAGGAACUCGCCUCCUCUGGCCCUCUCUCUUCUCAGCUAUCAGAAAUUGUAAAACAAGGUCAAUUGGUGUCGGAUGAAAUUAUUAUAAAUUUGUUGUCGAAGAGACUUGUUGCCGGGGAAGCUAAGGGCGAAUUAGGAUUUAUUCUUGAUGGUUUUCCUCGAACGAUAAAACAAGCAGAAAUAUUGGAAGGGGUAACUGACAUUGACUUGGUAAUCAAUCUGAAGCUCCGAGAAGAUGUUCUUCUUAAGAAAUGCCUGGGUAGGAGAAUUUGCAAUCAAUGUGGGGGUAAUUUUAAUAUUGCCUCCAUUAACAUCAAGGCUGAUAAUGGGAGCCCUGGAAUUAUUAUGGCUCCACUUCUUCCUCCUGCAAAUUGUAUGUCAAAGCUCAUUACUCGAUCAGAUGAUACUGAAGCAGUGGUCAAGGAAAGGCUUCGAAUAUACAAUGAAAUGACUCAGCCUUUGGAGGAAUAUUACCGCAGUAGAGGAAAAUUAUUGGAGUUUAACCUGCCUGGAGGAAUCCCAGAAUCUUGGCCAAAGUUGCUACAAGCUCUUAAUAUUGAUGAUUAUGAACACAAGCGGUCUGCUGCAGCAUAAAGAUGUAAUAAAUGUAUCAUAACAUUAAGUAUUUCAUUCUUUGCGUGCAUAUAUUGCAUGCUUGGCAAUUUUGCAGUAAGGGGAACCAAAGAAAGGCAACUUCUCUGUUAAUAUUAUUUUGGAUCAAUAAUGAUAUUGGAAAGUAUUGUAAUCUAUAAAAACUUAAUAGUGUUGGGUUUUCUUUCCGUUUUUAAUUUGGUUAUAUGGGAGGGGUUUCAGUGCUUAUAAUAUUUUUGGGAAGACUGAAGAGUGAAUCUAUCACAGUAUUGCUAUGUAGAUAGAUGGUUAGCAAUAACCUUCAAUGGGUUUGGUGUAUCUUCACUAUAUUGUUGUAACUUAAAUGCAAAUGAACAUCAAAUGCUCAAAAUUUACGAAGGCUUUUACUGGAUUAACUUUCUGGAAAACCUAUUUCACAACGUUACAUGU
Abrus precatorius (Indian licorice) is the source of this 1344-nucleotide messenger RNA. RefSeq names its product adenylate kinase 1, chloroplastic-like. Gene Ontology annotation, cellular component: mitochondrion; cytoplasm. Gene Ontology annotation, biological process: nucleobase-containing compound metabolic process. Gene Ontology annotation, molecular function: AMP kinase activity; ATP binding. NCBI's taxonomy places the organism in Eukaryota, Viridiplantae, Streptophyta, Magnoliopsida, Fabales, Fabaceae. The coding region runs from base 61 to 918 and encodes 285 amino acids. The record is from RefSeq and is a predicted model, not a curated record. The transcript is spliced from 4 exons.